AUGUCCAGAUCUGGACAAACAUGCAAAGGAUGCAGUCCUCACCACUCUACAUUUAAACAAUGUGAAUAUUGUAAAUCUGACUUCAAAUACCGUGUUUGCGGCGGUAUCUGCCCACGCUGUCAAUCUCUUAAAAGCAAGUACGGCGAGCCCCAGCCUUGUUCCAUAUGCAAUUUAAAAACUGCUUUUGGUAGUGCUUUGGUUUGCCAGAGGUGCUUACACUACAGAAACAGAUUCGGUGAGCCACGCCAGUGUCAUUCUUGUGGAGAUACCUGUGCCUUUUUGAAAGAUGAGGCUAGCCGAGAGAAAGUUGAUGGACAGAUUCUUUGUUGGGUGUGUACAUACAAUUUUAAAUUGGCCCGAUCUAGAGAACGCUCUAUUCAUGGAUUCAAUAAACGCCGACAUGAUGAUUAUCAGCUCUCAACUGCGAACCGUUCGAGAUCAAGUCAUAACUCUCUUAAAAAAACUUGUACUGAUGGGUAUGGAACAAGGCAAACUGACACACAGGUGCAUUUACAACAGGCUCUAACUACUCAAGCACUAAGCUUAGAUUCUGUGUACAAUGAACACUUACUUACUAUAAGCCAGUUACAAGAUGAGAUCAAAUCACUCAAACGUCAAUUAACACUUAAAGACUUUGACUUGUUAACUAAAGAUCGUACAAUAGCAGAACUACGCUCUGAAAUGAUUGAAGUAAAAUCAAUGAAUGAGGAUCGUGUCCGAAAAAUAAAAUCAACUGCACAACUUGAACAAGAUCGGUUGCUAGCUACAAUACGCCAGUUACAAAAAGAGAAGGCAAUGGUUAGUCAUAAUACUAAACGUCGUAAAAUUAAUAACAAUCUGUUAAAAAUUACAAACCGACAUUCUUUGUCUUCGACAGCCUUAUUCAAUCCAGAUUCGCCGCUUAGUUUGGGCUCUGCGAAACGAGUUACCAAGCCUUCAGUACUUGAAAGCCAACGUAAAGAACGCGGAGGCGAAGAAACAAUGUCUUACUCAGAUCGAAUAUCGAAAAAUACACUGGACUCAACAAGUUCAGUUAAAAGGCAACUUACACCUGACAGUAUUGGUGUACAGAUUUACGACGAAGACUCAAACUUAGCACCUCAACGUACAGUUACUUCUGGUGUCAAACAAAACAACUCAAGUUCACCAAAUAAUACUCCAAGUAUAUCAUCCGAACCUCCUACAGAUGAAGAAGAAACAUCUCAACCGUAUCAUUAUGAUCUUCAAGAAAUAUCUGGAAAAAACCCUCUUGGGUUGGAUACGCCAUCGGAGUCUGAAAAUGAAACACCCGACUGAGACUCUUCGUAAACUAUCAAUAUUUUGACUCUCCACUUCUGUUUCACAUAAAAAACGUAGGCAAUUACUUUUUUUAUAACACACCACUAGUAAGACUUUUAAUUGUCAAGUGGUCUGUUUUUAUAACGUCAUUGUCACAUUCAUUUUUGCUUAUUGGCUUGAUUCAAUCAUUCACACACUUCUUAUAUGGAAAGUAUGACAGUUCUGUUUGUUUUAUUUAAUUAGUUUAGGAGGGAGUUAAAUUUCACUCCCUCUAAAUAUAAUGUCAUAUACUUGUAUAUUCAAUUAAAUGUAUCAUGUUGUUUCUACGUUCUACAAACAAUUCAGAAUAACUAAUUGUUUGUAUAUUAUCUAAAAACAAGUCAACUCACAAUAAAUAUAUCAUUUGCAGAUUUAAAACUAGUCCUUUUGAUAGUUUUGAUGAUAUUCAUGUUCGCGUUACGCCAUUGAAUGCGCAUAUCGGUUAUGAUUUCCCUUGAAAAUUCGUCAAUCCGCAAAUGCACUUGUCACUGAUUCUCACUAGCAAUCAACCCUGAAGAGUUUCACUAGUCAGCACAUAAUUAUCAGUAUAGGGUUGUGGAGCCUGUUCAGUUCACAUUGAUAUCAUCAACGGUGGAUGAAUGUUAGAGCUGGAAGUAGUGAACUGCCGUUUGGUCGUAGUAUGGGACUGGUGAGCAGUAGGUAUGGACGAUGCCACACGUGCGACUGGAACGCACCUUAGGUCUCACGUGUCCAGUCUUACUUAUUGUCUGUUUUUCGUGUGUAAAAUAAAUCACACGUAAAUAUAUUGAAUGGGCUUUCUAA
Messenger RNA from Schistosoma rodhaini, 2100 nucleotides. The record is from the annotation of a GenBank genome assembly. NCBI's taxonomy places the organism in Eukaryota, Metazoa, Platyhelminthes, Trematoda, Strigeidida, Schistosomatidae.